Molecule: messenger RNA, 240 nt
Organism: Rhizophagus irregularis DAOM 181602=DAOM 197198
Lineage: Eukaryota; Fungi; Glomeromycota; Glomeromycetes; Glomerales; Glomeraceae
Source: RefSeq, a predicted model, not a curated record
GCUGUUGUUGCUGUUGUUGUUGCAGCAAUUGCUGUUGCUGUUGUUGCUGCUGUUGUUGUUGCAAUUGCUGCUGCUGUUGUUGCUGUUGUUGCUGUUGCUGUUGUUGUUGUUGUUGCAAUUGCUGCUGCUGUUGUUGCUGCUGUUUUUGUUGCAAUUGCUGUUGCUGUUGUUGCUGCUGCUUUUGUUGCAAUUGCUGUUGCUGUUGUUUUUGUAGUUGUUCCCGUACACUUCCCUGAUUAG